This is a messenger RNA of Nycticebus coucang (slow loris), 14733 nucleotides long. It is a transcript of the gene HIPK2, whose product is annotated as homeodomain interacting protein kinase 2. The coding region runs from base 267 to 3857 and encodes 1196 amino acids. The transcript is spliced from 15 exons. Lineage: Eukaryota; Metazoa; Chordata; Mammalia; Primates; Lorisidae. The record is from RefSeq and is a predicted model, not a curated record. Gene Ontology annotation, cellular component: nucleus; cytoplasm; PML body. Gene Ontology annotation, molecular function: transcription corepressor activity; transcription coactivator activity; SMAD binding. Gene Ontology annotation, biological process: smoothened signaling pathway; peptidyl-serine phosphorylation; intrinsic apoptotic signaling pathway in response to DNA damage by p53 class mediator.
CGCCCGCCCGCCCGGCCGCCUGGCGCCCGAGCCCCCCGCGCAGGGCCCGGGCCGCGGCUGCUGCGGCGGCGGCGGCGGCGCGCCCGCCCGGCCCCCUCCCCCGGCGCCGGCCAAGUGGGGCGGUGAUGCGGGCGCUGGCGGCCUCGGCUGCGCCGAGAGCGGAGACACAGGCUCAAGAUGGCAGAUUCCGACUGAGGCUGGGGGGGCCGAGCUCGCGCGCCGCGUUCCCUUCUCCGUUGCCAUGAAUCGCGGACACCCCGGCCCCGAUGGCCCCCGUGUACGAAGGUAUGGCCUCACAUGUGCAAGUUUUCUCCCCUCACACCCUUCAAUCAAGUGCCUUCUGUAGUGUGAAGAAACUGAAAGUGGAGCCGAGUUCCAACUGGGACAUGACUGGGUACGGCUCCCACAGCAAAGUGUACAGCCAGAGCAAGAACGUAGCGCCGUCGCAGCCAGCCACCACAACCGUCAGCACCUCCUUGCCGAUCCCAAACCCAAGCCUACCUUACGAGCAGACCAUCAUCUUCCCAGGAAGCACUGGGCACAUCGUCGUAACAUCAGCAAGCAGCACUUCUGUCACCGGGCAGGUCCUCGGCGGACCACACAACCUAAUGCGUCGAAGCACUGUGAGCCUUCUUGAUACCUACCAAAAAUGCGGACUCAAGCGUAAGAGUGAGGAGAUUGAGAACACGAGCAGCGUGCAGAUUAUUGAGGAGCAUCCACCCAUGAUUCAGAACAAUGCAAGCGGGGCCACUGUCGCCACUGCCACCACGUCAACCGCCACCUCCAAGAACAGCGGCUCCAACAGCGAAGGUGACUAUCAGCUGGUUCAGCAUGAAGUGCUAUGCUCCAUGACCAACACGUACGAGGUUCUAGAGUUCUUGGGCCGAGGGACGUUUGGGCAAGUGGUCAAGUGCUGGAAACGGGGCACCAAUGAAAUUGUGGCCAUCAAGAUCCUGAAGAACCACCCGUCAUAUGCCCGGCAGGGUCAGAUCGAAGUCAGCAUCCUGGCCCGGCUGAGCACGGAGAGCGCCGACGACUACAACUUUGUCCGGGCCUAUGAGUGCUUUCAGCACAAGAACCACACGUGUUUGGUCUUCGAGAUGUUGGAGCAGAACCUCUAUGACUUUCUGAAGCAGAACAAGUUUAGCCCCUUGCCCCUCAAAUACAUUCGCCCAGUCCUCCAGCAGGUAGCCACAGCCCUGAUGAAACUCAAAAGCCUAGGUCUUAUCCACGCUGACCUCAAACCAGAGAACAUCAUGCUAGUGGACCCGUCCAGGCAGCCGUACAGAGUAAAGGUCAUCGACUUUGGUUCAGCCAGUCACGUGUCCAAGGCUGUGUGUUCCACCUACUUGCAGUCCAGAUACUAUAGGGCCCCUGAGAUCAUCCUUGGUUUACCCUUCUGUGAGGCAAUUGAUAUGUGGUCCCUGGGCUGUGUCAUCGCAGAGCUGUUCCUGGGCUGGCCGCUAUAUCCUGGAGCUUCCGAGUAUGACCAGAUUCGGUAUAUUUCACAAACACAAGGUUUGCCAGCUGAAUAUUUAUUAAGCGCAGGAACAAAAACAACUCGGUUUUUCAACCGUGACACAGACUCGCCAUAUCCUUUGUGGAGGCUGAAGACACCAGAUGACCAUGAAGCAGAGACGGGGAUUAAGUCAAAAGAAGCAAGAAAGUACAUUUUCAACUGUUUAGAUGAUAUGGCCCAGGUGAACAUGACGACUGAUUUGGAAGGGAGUGACAUGUUGGUGGAAAAGGCAGAUCGGCGGGAGUUCAUUGACCUGUUGAAGAAGAUGCUGACCAUAGAUGCUGAUAAGAGGGUCACUCCGAUCGAAACCCUGAACCACCCCUUUGUCACCAUGACACACUUACUAGAUUUUCCCCAUAGUACACACGUCAAAUCAUGUUUCCAGAACAUGGAGAUUUGCAAGCGUCGGGUGAAUAUGUACGACACGGUGAACCAGAGCAAAACCCCUUUCAUCACACACGUGGCCCCCAGCACAUCCACCAACCUGACCAUGACCUUUAACAACCAGCUGACCACUGUCCACAACCAGGCUCCCACCUCCACCAGUGCUACUAUUUCCUUAGCCAAUCCCGAAGUCUCCAUACUAAACUACCAAUCUGCACUCUACCAGCCCUCAGCGGCAUCCAUGGCUGCAGUGGCCCAGCGGAGCAUGCCCCUGCAGACAGGAACAGCCCAGAUUUGUGCCCGGCCUGACCCGUUCCAGCAAGCUCUCAUCGUGUGUCCACCCGGCUUCCAAGGCUUGCAGGCCUCUCCCUCUAAGCAUGCUGGCUAUUCAGUGCGAAUGGAAAACGCAGUCCCCAUUGUCACUCAAGCCCCAGGAGCUCAGCCCCUUCAGAUCCAACCAGGUCUGCUUGCCCAGCAGGCCUGGCCGAGUGGGACCCAGCAGAUCCUGCUUCCCCCAGCAUGGCAGCAGCUGACUGGAGUGGCAACCCACACGUCAGUGCAGCACGCCACUGUGAUUCCUGAGACCAUGGCAGGCACCCAGCAGUUGGCUGACUGGAGGAACACUCACGCUCACGGCAGCCAUUACAAUCCCAUCAUGCAGCAGCCAGCGCUAUUGACCGGUCAUGUGACCCUUCCUGCAGCCCAGCCCUUAAAUGUGGGUGUGGCCCACGUGAUGCGGCAGCAGCCAACCAGCACCACUUCUUCCCGGAAGAGCAAACAGCACCAGUUGUCUGUGAGAAAUGUGUCCACCUGCGAGGUGACCUCCUCUCAGGCCAUCAGCUCCCCUCAGCGAUCCAAACGCGUCAAAGAGAACACGCCUCCCCGCUGCGCCAUGGCGCACAGCAGCCCGGCCGGCAGCGCUGCCGUCACGUGUGGGUGGGGCGACGCGGCCUCCAGCACCACCAGGGAGCGGCAGCGGCAGACAAUUGUCAUUCCCGACACCCCCAGCCCUACGGUCAGCGUCAUCACCAUCAGUAGUGACACGGACGAGGAGGAGGAACAGAAACACGCCCCCACCAGCACUGUCUCUAAGCAAAGAAAAAACGUCAUCAGCUGCGUCACGGUCCACGACUCUCCCUACUCUGACUCCUCCAGCAACACCAGCCCCUACUCUGUGCAGCAGCGCGUCGGGCACAGCAACGCCCACACCCUGGACAUCAAGGGGAGCCUGGAGAGUCACUGCACUGGGAACCCCCGAACCAUCAUCGUGCCACCCCUGAAAACCCAGGCCAGCGAAGUGCUGGUGGAAUGUGAUAGCCUGGUGCCAGUCAACACCAAUCACCACUCGUCCUCCUACAAGUCCAAGUCCUCCAGCAACGUGACCUCCACCAGCGGUCAUUCUUCAGGGAGCUCGUCUGGGGCCGUCACCUACCGGCAGCAGCGACCAGGCCCCCACUUCCAGCAGCAGCAGCCACUCAAUCUCAGCCAGGCUCAACAGCACAUCACCGCGGACCGCGCCGGAAGCCACCGCCGGCAGCAGGCCUACAUCACUCCCACCAUGGCUCAGGCUCCGUACUCCUUCCCGCACAACAGCCCCAGCCACGGCACUGUCCACCCGCACCUGGCUGCCGCCGCCGCACACCUGCCCGCCCAGCCCCACCUAUACACCUACACGGCGCCCGCCGCCCUGGGCUCCACAGGCACCGUGGCCCACCUGGUGGCCUCCCAAGGCUCAGCCCGCCACACCGUGCAGCACACUGCCUACCCGGCCAGCAUCGUCCACCAGGUCCCUGUGAGCAUGGGGCCCCGGGUCCUGCCCUCACCCACCAUCCACCCAAGUCAGUAUCCAGCCCAGUUUGCCCACCAGACCUAUAUCAGCGCCUCGCCAGCCUCCACCGUCUACACUGGAUACCCAUUGAGCCCCGCCAAGGUCAACCAGUACCCUUACAUAUAAACACUGGAGGGGGAGGGAGGGAGGGAGAGGAGGCUGGGAGGAGGGGAGGAAGGGAGGGCACUCCUGAGCCCUGCCCACUUUUCAUACUGAAGAUGCCGCACACAGGAACAAGGCAAGUGGGCAGGGGUGGAGCCGGGGACAGGGGACACAAAUGAAACUUGAACCAGGAGGUGGGAGGACUUAGAGCAGAGAGGAGAACAGGAGGGGGGGAUAUCUAUGGUUUUUAUUUUAAAAACGAAAAAGAAAAAAAAAAUGAAAACGUCAGUAACAAAACAACACAGCUCACGAGCCCAUUCUGCACCAAACUGGAAGGAGAAGAGAGCAGCAGGAAGAUUCCAGAAGUGGGGGCCCCAGUUUUUGAAAAACUUUAUGAACUUUUUAAAGAUUAUUUUCAUAUGGCAGCAAGUGACACUGAAGACUUUGCUGUCAGGGACACCUGAUAUGGAAAUCCAAUAGAUUUUUAAUUAAUUGAACAUGAGAAUUAGGGGUUUUUCCAGAACUCUAAUGGGUCAACAUCCUCCAGAGUGUCAGGCUGUGGCCUGAGGAGUCUGAUCCUGGGGGGUUUGUCAGGGGUUGGUCAAGCCAGUCCUGGCUCAUUAGUCAGGGUUAAAGGGAGGUGGGUAGGGGCGGCCAGGCUGAUGGAAGACCCCCAUGAGAGGGUGGGUUUUCUUUUUCUGAGCACUCUGGAUAAAUCCCUAAGCAAUGUUAUUCUUCAAAUGUCAUUAAUAAUGUAUGUUGCAAACUCUAGUUUUUUUCUUUUCUGAAAACUUAGUUUCUCUUUGAAUCAACCCCUAGUCACAUAGCAUAGGGCUAGCGGUUGUCACAGACACCCUAGUAGAAUGUAGCACUCUGCACCCUCGUUCCUACCUUGUGUUCAACUCCAAUGAUACCAAUAGACUAUUCCUCAACGUAAUUGCACAAAAAAAGAAGCGAUAUAAAAUAGGCAUGUAACCAAUGUGGUGGCCCAGGUGCGUGGGCGUGUGGGUGCGCCGCCCGCCCUCCUCCCUCCGCCCGCGUCCCUCCACCCACCGCCACACCUGGCGCAAUCUUGAUUCUACAUCAUUCCCUCCUAGUGCCUUACCGAACGACAGAAGCGGUGUGAGGGUUUACUUCCACUGGUACUCCAAGAAGCUGACUGAGGUUCAAUCUCAGCUCUUCUGUGCUGUUCUAACAGUUUACUCUGGUCUUUCCUUUUUAAAAAUAUUCUAUUUUAUUUUAUUUUAAUGCCGAUUGUCUGUCUUCUUAGGCUGUUGGCUAGUGGAAGGAUGUCAGGGAAGCUGGCAGGAGCUAGAAGGAGAGAGGUGGUGAUCUCAAGAGAGAUGUGAAAGGCAGAUACUGGGCAGGUGCAUGGCUUUAGUUGAGUUGUACUUUGGGGACAGAGACCCAGAGAGACUCCCCAACCUCCACCCUUGCCCCACUAUGCCCGCAGCCCUGCCCAUUGGGCCAGCCCUGCCAGCUCCAGGCCCACCACAACCUCUGUGUGGCUGUCUCCCUUACCAGGCCACGUCCCCCAGCCAUCCCCACCCCGAUAGCCUGGCAUUCUCAGGCUCGCCCCACACUUCACUCUCCUCCAGCUCGCCGGGCUGUGUUUUGCUCUCAUGAUCUUGCCAGAUCCCUCCCUCUGUAGACAGCCACCAGCCUCUGUUUGCUGUUGUAUUCUUUUCUUCACAUGCAUUACCCAGGUCUGCUCAAGACGUGAUUUUGAUUUUGGUUUUCAAGGGGGUCUGUGGGCAGAAGGUCAGAGGGACACUUACAAGGGUGGCCCAGGGGUUUUCACACUGCACUUUGGAAAACACUCCUGUGGACAGUUAAGUUUCCAAAGAAAUCUGCCCUUUGCCCUCUUUGCACCUUUGCUACAUUCUGGAAGUUUUCUCAGGCUUUGAAAUUGGGGACACGAGGGAGGGGGGAGUUCCCUCGACUUAGUAAAUAUCUCUGAAAUACGUGAAUGUGAAUGUCAGGGGAAUCGGAUCGAGGAUGGACUGAGAAGGGUGGUUCUAAUUGUUUGAUUCUGAUGCUGAGUCCUUCUUACCUGACCCUGCAACCAAGUCUCCAAGGUGCAAAGAGGCCUUCCCCCCUGGAGUACCAGCAGCCCCUUCCCUGCACUUCCUCACUCUGCGGUCUCCCCCUAGCAUCUACUGUGAAAGGUGUUUCUAUAAUGAUACCCACCCUACUUCAGUAACGAAGCCGUUACUUAGCUCUUAGCUGUGAAUGAACUCUGGAAACUUCCCCACUGCAAUCUAAAUUCUUACUUAUAAAGAAAUAUAAAGAAAUAUGUUCCCAAACUGGAAACAGCUUAGUCCAGGCCUUGGGCGAGAAGGAAGACACCACAGCCUGCUGGGGACACUCAGGUGGCACUGCCAAGCAUCUGUUAGAGGCAGAGCAGGCAAGAGGUCUCCUCUGGCUGUGAUCAAUACGGUCUUUAUCCGGGGGUGGGAGGUGUCAUCGCUCGCUCAGAGAUAACCGGAAAAUGGUCAGUUCAGAGAGGGUGAGGGGAGCAAAGCUUUCAGAGGACACAGGAGCCCCGGCCCGCCCCGGCCCUCCCCGACCUGGGCCAGCCUGGAAGUGCAUCUGUCGUGGGCUUUCUGGCGGCCACAGACGGCAGCAAUAUCCCAUCAGACUUUCUCUCACCCGUCACAAGGCUUCUCGUCUUGGCAACAAAUGAGCCUCUAAGUUUGCCUUAUUGAGUAGCACCCUGGACUCUCUGGCACAGUUGUGUUCUAGCCCUUUCUAGAUCUGAUCUCUUAGGGAAAGAGACAACUUUAAAAUAUUCUUUCCAUUUUAAAGAAAAUUCUUUUGUCUGCAUAAGUUGGAAGCUUCUUACUCUUUCACCUGAAUUUUUUUUCCCUUUUCUUCUUCCAGAUCAGGAAUGAAAAUUCCAUGCUGCUCAUAAAGAUAAUAUUAUUAUACUAAUUAUUUUUGUUAUUACCAUUGUAAUUAUGAUCAUUCUCAUCAUGUUGAUAUUAUAGUCAGGGUUUUAAAUGCACAGUUAUUCCAGGUAUCUUUGUGUUUUCUCUUUAAUAUUUAAACUUAUUUUAUUAUAUCUAUGAGUAUAUAUGAGUCGACUGGAGGGACAUACCAAUGUCCAGUUUUAUCAGGCAAAAAAAAAAAAAAAGGAAAGAUCCAGGAAUUACGAAAAUUGUUUUUGUCAUCUCUGUCCCACAAGGAGCUACUACAGAAAAAAAUUUGAAGAAGAAUCAAAGGCUUUUUCUCAUAUAGCCCAGAUUGGGCUUUUGACAACAUGGACACCAUCCAUAUUGUCUCUGCAGAUUACCGGUAGCCUGAGACACGGUCUGGGGAAGCAGCUUAUCGGCUCCAGAAUGCUGAGUCACUGACUGUCCUGCCCUGAGACAGUCUCUUUCCCACAUCCUCUGCACGCUCCUGUGCUUCUGAAAUCUGUUACCUCGAUCCUUGGCCUGCCUCUAAUAGUUAAGCAAAGAAAUCUCUGUCCAGGGCUUACCAGACCCUUUCUCAGACAUCUGCCCUUUUUCCAUCAGCACACCCGGAGCUUCCUCCUAGAAGCCACUGGGUAUGAGAGGCUGAUGUAAAAGUGAUAGGCAGCAGUACCUUCCCCAGGGAAUUCAGCCUCCCCUCCCCUCCUUGAGUUCACUGACACACACACACACACACACACACCCAUGCAUCCUUGCAGCACACAGUUCUAGCAAGCCAAAAGCCAGUGGAAGGGUGGGCAGGAGGCCGGAGAAACCUGAACAAAGUCCAGCUGCUCAGACGUUGCAGGCCGUGUCCCCUCGGUAAGCGUCAGCCAGCAGAGGGGCACAAUAGGGCCUGCAGCCAUCCCCACUCGGUUCCAGCCACACCCCUCAGUGCACAGCACUGUGUGCAACGGAUGGGUGGCCACCCUUUGUUCCCAGCCCAGAAACUGGUCCCCAGUGAAGAAAAGGGCAAAAUGGCUGGCUUCCCACAGGGAAAUGAGACGCUCAGCAGACGUUAGUGUGCUCUCCCAGGCCCCCACCCCUGCCUCCUCCAGCCCCACACACAGAGCUGGCACAUCAGAAGUCCCCACAAGAGAGCCAGGUCUGUGUGUGCUCCUGGUGCUUGCCCGAGGCUCCCAUUGGUCCUCCAGCUCCCAGUCGCCAUGGGGAGCCGCUGUCCCUGGGACCAAGCCCUCCAGCAGAGGGAUGCCAGCCUAGUCCUUAUUUAGACCACACAUUAUCAGGACCAUCAUUAUAUUGGUUCUCAUCAUUUAAUCCUAACUUUUAAAGAAACAUUGCUCAAAGUAAGGGGGGACAAUUGACAAGGACAGGUCACAGAGAAGCGUCUAACUGGAGCCAUGUGAACCUCAGGUUCUGAGAGACCUGGCCGGGUGCUGGCACCCAUGUCUUUGCUUAGGGCCUCUUCAUCAUGUUCUAGAUGUUUCCAAGGGAAGGGGGUGAGCAGGCCAAGGAGUGCGAGAGCCCAAGGCUCGAUGCCGGUUAAUACUGUGAAGCGGAGCAUGUGGUCGGUGUAACCGGAGGGAGGAGAAGGGCCAGAGGAAGCAGCAUCUCGCCUUCCUGGCAGCUGAGUCAUUUGCAGGCUGUGAAGGACUCAACCUGCCCAAACACGGGCGUGUGGGUAGGGGUUAGCAUGGAGAGGGGGGGUAGCACGGCCGUGACAGGAUGGUUUCCCUCGACCAGGUCUUGGGAAUUGCAAACACUCGUUUUUGAACAAGCUAGUGGUGGAGGGUUUGGGUUGUGUGAGUGCGUUCGAGUGAGCGGAGCAAACUUUCUUGGAAACUGGAGGGAGGAGGAGGUCUAAUGGAUGACUGAGAGAGCGACGUGGGCCCGGCUGGCCCAGCCCUCUGCCCGGUGCUGAGGGGACAGAGGGGUACGAGACCGAUGCUCUUGCUGGCCAGUCAAGUAGCUGCUGGGACAGAAAAGAGAAAAGAGGAAACAGCCGAGUGCCCUCAACCAGCAGAGAAAAUCCAGCUGAGAGGCCAGGGUUGCUUCCAAGGCCAGCCUGGGACUUCACUUUGGCGACAGGAGUGAUCUCCCCAGGACCCACUCCGGCCGCAGGACUGGGCAGGCUUCUCCCCAUCCUUCGUUCCCUUCUGGCAAGCUCCACAGACUCCCCUUAGGGGAGCUGCAAGAUGGAGCAGGCCAGAGACGUCCUUACCAAAUUGAAAAGGAAGGUGAAACUAUUCCUUUCUUUAGCCAAAGAACGCUUCUCAAAGAUGCCUCCGGAGAUGGACAAAAUGGCAUUCCUUGCGUUCCUUUCCAGGCAAUAAUGAUAUCGCUAGUGAUGUGAUUCCAUUUGUUUUUCUCUUUCCUUCCAACCUUUUUUUUUUUUUUUUAAUUGCAUUUAUUUCAAAACUGCGCUCAUCUUUUAGGAGCAGCAGAGGUGUGACCCUCAGUGCUCCUGCAGUUGGGGACGUUCCCGUGGGAGACAGUGCUGCUGCCAGGUUGGGCUGCGUUGGGCAAGAGCUCAGGAGAGCAGUACUUUCCACUUAGAUGCCUUAGAACUCUCACUUCUAAUCUCCACAGACUAGACUCAGUAAAAUCUCAGGCUACUAGAGAAUGGAAGAGGGUGACAUGGGAUUUGAACACAAAGGAAACCUCUUAGAGGCUUUUGGCACCAUGGCUGGCUGUAGUGAACCAACAUAGCAGAGAUUUCUCACGUCUUUGUUGCGGCUUCCAGAAGUUCAGGAGAGAGCUAGCUCCAAACUCAGUUGAGAGUUUGCAGAGAAGUGACCCUGCAGGGCACACGUCACAGCAUACCAGCAGCAAAGGGGGCCUUCCCCAUGCCUUUGAGAGCUCCUGUCUCAGGCCCCUGCACUGGAAAUUACACUGACUCUCUCUUCUUUGUUAAAACUUGCAGAAUCCCUCAUGUAGUGAUAGCCAACCUUUGUGGCAGCUUUUCAGUGCCCCAGGCCUGGCCCUUGAUGGAGUCCUCUCAUGGGGCCCCCACAGCCACCCCACAGGGAGGGAUACCGCCCUCACAGCUGAGGAGGCUCCAGGACCUCUAAGAAAGCAGCGUAUGUUAAAGGAAAGACAGUGGUGGUCCAGAAUCCCAGUCUAAAUGUUUUGUGAAUCAGGCCUUUACUGAGAUGUGAUUUUAUUUCCCUUUUUAAAUUAACAGCAUUGAGUGGCCUCCUGUUUCUGGUGAACCAUUCAGUGUACUGUGUGCCAGACACUGUGCUAAGAGUUGCCCACCGGUCGUCUUGUUUAGUCUUCACAAUAACCCUGUGAAAUCAGCAAUAUCAGUUCCUCUGCACACGAAGUAUGUGGCUUGCAGAGCUCGUAACCUGCCCCGGGUCACACAGCUAGUGAGGGGCGACCAGGGUUUGAACCUGGCUCUGCCCAGCUCCCCAGCUGAGCUUGCAGCCAUUCACCUCAGCCGUCCCUGUGUGUAUGUGCACAGAAAGGCCUUUAACCCAUGUCACCUGCGCCAUCCCUGCGCCAUGGAACUCCACAGAAGGGCGGUGCAGAGAGCGAGCUCCCGGGUUGGAGGCAGGCAGAAGGGGCAGAAUUAGUCUGAUAGUCAGAGAAUAUUCUCUGAGGAGUUUCUUUUAAUUCGCGAUAGAAUUCCUUUUAGAUUUCUUUCCAGCAUACAGACUAGCUUUAGUAGUGCUGCUAUAACAAACUCUUAUAGAUAAGAGUAAAGAAAAAAGUGUUCUUUUCUUCUUUUAAAAACAAAUAAUUUUUUCUUGCUUAUAGUUAAUUCUAGAAAGGCAAUACUGAAGGUAUAUAUUUUUUUCAAAUGCUAUUUUUUACUGCACUUGAUAAUUAUCUUGACAGCUCUGAUCUCUGUAAUAGAUCCAGCCUUCAGCUCUGGGCAAAACCAGAUGCCAGGUUCACACCAAAUUUGUAAAUACCACAUGUGGGUCUGGUGGCCAGGAACUUUUUUCUUUCUUUAAAAAUGAAGAAGACAAGAUGACUUAGAAAGAGGAACAAAGUUUUCUUUUGAGGUAGAUACCUUUCUCAAAGAAAUAGAAAGCAACAAUUAGAUCAACUGAGGAAAACUAGCCACCUUUCAUGAUACAAGGAAGGCAUGUCUCUUGCCCUGGUGUGAAAUUAAUAGGAAUACAAAUGCAUUUUAAUUUUGGUUGAAGGAUGACAAGAAUUUAGAAAUGCUUUAGGACUAGAUUUUUAAUUUAAAAAAAUUAUUAUCAUUAAUCAUGAAGUAUCUUCUCAGUCGUCUUGGGUAGAUUUCUUGUUUGGUUUAUUUUUUUUUUUUCUUUUAAAAAAAACUUCAUUGUGGACUGGCUCCAGGCUUGUUUGCCUAAAUUCUUAGGUAGUGUACACAAGUUCUAGAACUUUAACUCCAUUGGAAGCAAACCCAACUCAAAUCAGAAUUUGAGAUCCUGGCUGGCUUCGGUAGGUAUUCUGGAAUUCUGGCAGAAUACCUACUAAAGAUUUUUUAGAAGGUUUUAGAUACAUUAUCUUACAUAAACUGUGACCUAAUGGCAAUAAUUACCUCAAAUGUGGGCAUUCAUCCUGGUUUUAGCCUUUUUUGAAAUCAUGUAGCCAGCUUGAUCUUGAGAUUAAAAGACUAUGAAUUCUGUGUGGGCUGCAAAUAAUGAUUAAUGCACACCCCGGUCAUUGUUGCUAAGUGAAUUCUGAAAAUAGUUAACCUUUACCACAAAAAUUAAACCAAGGAAGAGAUUAUUCUUCAUGUGUUGUACUCAAAUGUGAUGUUCAAAUGAACAUGUUAAGUAUAUAUGUUUUUAGCUACUGUCAAAUGCUGUUAGCCUUCUAAGAUGCCAAGAGAGUCACAAUUUAAAUGAGUAAAUGAAAUUAUUGACUGUGGAUGCUUAAGCAUAUUUCUGGCUACAUUUUAUAGUUCAAGUGUUUUAUAGUUUACAUUUAAACUGGUACUUUUUAAAGAAAAUUUCUGUUUUUAACUGACAUCUUCAAACCCUAGCAAUGGCCUCUUUAGUUGGAGGCCGUGUCUCCCCAGGGCAGGUGUUUUCUUCCCAAACUGUUCUGCAGCCCAACACAUGCAUUUCCCUUCACAUUAUUGGUUUCCACGAGAACUCAAGAGAAUGUGAAAGAAAGUCCAGAUUGAAUGGGAAGGGUGAGUCCAGAGUCGGGCCAGAUGUGAAGCCCUCAUGCCAUGCUGUACAAACGCUCGUCUUCAAGGGGCCUUCUCUUCGACAUCUUGGAAGAGGCAGCAUGAACUGAUUUGAUUUGAAUAUUUAACUUAUUAAUAGAUCCACUGGCCUCCAGUCACCAGGCAGUAGAAGAUACGGGGAGUCAGGUGAUCGCAAUAUUUCAAUCAGUGUUUUGCUGGGGAGGACCAUGCACCCCUAUGUCCAUGGUCGGUAGCUGGGUUGUUCGUACAUCUGUUGUCAUUUAUUCAUUUUCUCCUUGAAAACAAAUCAUUGUAAAAGUCUGUGUUUACUUUUAACUCAUUGUCAGACUCAGAAUCGAAGCCUAGCCCAGCGGGAGAGGGACCUUAGCUUCCUUUCAGAGAUUGUAUGUGCUGCUGAGCAGAAGGGACGAUGGCACCCAGGGCAGCUCAUCAUAGUCCGAGAGACCUGCCCUGAGCAUAUGUCAGGUCUGAAAUAACAAGAGAGCUGCUUCGGAGACGGGAAAUGGGCCCCUGUCAUGAAGGAACAGCCUGGGGAGAUUCCAGUUCCCCUAAACGUUUUGGUUUAUGUUUUGUUUUUUCUUAUGCCACAACCCAACUGCAGAGGCCCUGCUGUGACCUAAAGGGCAUUCGUUUAGCAGAGGAGACCUUGCAAACUGCAAGCACCUGGGACCAGGAAGCUGUUAAAAAAUAAUCAUAAUAAUGACACAUUUGCUUUUCCCCUGUGAACUGCAUUAACAGUGUGUCCUUACACCAGCUUUUUGUUUGAAAUGUUAUUGUGAAAUAUUUUUCAUCUUACCCCUCCCCCACCAUCAUACUCUCGCUUUCCUAAUUGUAAUUUUUAUCCUUUACGUGAAUUAACCAAAUGAGUUCUGUGUCAUUGUCUUUGGGGCUUACCCAUAUUUUUAAAAACUGAAGUAUAGAAAUUGACAUUUUUUUUUUUUAAUUUGGAAAGUCAAUGUAUUGUAUCUGGAAAAGGGUUCUGCCUUUGCUCUCUACAGUUUCCUUUCAACCAAUCUCCAAAUGAUUCACACUCCUGGCGCCGCCCCCCAUCCCUCAUGUUAGGUCACUGUUCCCGUGGCCUCCUCUGCCUCCGCCCUACUGUCAUCACUGCCCCAUCCCAGGCACCCAGGACUCCCAGGAAGUUCAGGAACGAGCAGGAAGGGCCCACUUAGCCUUGACAGUGGUGGUCUCACCUCCCUGUCAAGACAGCGGCCUGCUGGGUGGAAGGGGCAGUGGAUUGAUUGCUGUUGUUUAAUGGUUUGGCUCAGGUUAUAAGGAGAAACUUGGAAAGUGGAAAGUGACGUGACUGUGCCCACCCUUAGUAGCUUUCUGUGACUUCUGAAUGGAACAUAAAGCACCCCCACCCCGCCCCUGCCCCCAAAGCAGAUAUUCCUGUUUGGGCUGUCUCCAAGUCAAUUGAUUUGCCUGCCCCUUCCACUCACCCCACGUUUGUUGUGUUACUGCUCAUUUAAAGCUUUCCUCUGUGGACUUCCCAGGGCACAAUCAUCUCCGGCCCCAAAGCCAUCUCUUCAUCCUCUCUGCAUUUUUUUAACCAAAUGAAGUAGACAAGAAAGUUGUACUUUGGGGCAGCAGGAUUUCUAGUUUAGUAGAAUCACUGUAUAGAUAGAGAUGUUGAUAUAUAUGUUUAUGUAUAUAUAUCAAACCAAAUUUCUGCUAGGAGAAGUAUAGCUUUAUGGAGGAGGAGGAGAAAGAGGAGCUCUUUCAAGGUCGGAAUCAGUAUAGUGUAUCAGAGGAGCAGGGGCCGCGUCAUCCACCGUGCUCUCUGGAUGCCAGAGUCAAGGGCAUAGGUGGUGGGGGCGGGGCAUGGGGGGGGCGGCAACCGAUCAAAAUGACUGGAAUUUUCCAUCCCAUUUUGCUUUCACCACAUGUAUUGAGCUGCAGCCUCUGAUAUUCCAUCACGUUCCAAAAAUGGUAUCCAUUAGGAUGGAAAGAGAACAGAUCGUAGAAAUGUUUACCUUUCAACUUCCCAUGGAUUCAGGACACUCUGGAUAGAAAGACUCACUCCCCACAAUGAGAACAGGGGAGAGGAGACCUGGCCACACUCGGUGCCAGUCCAAGGAACGCGACUCCCUCCCCAGGGUCAUCUUACCUAGAUCAUCUCAGCUCAAUCUGAAUAAUCCUAUGGUAGCCCUGGUCCGUUGUGUUCCUUCACCGUACGGUUUCUGUAAUAAAAAGUGUUAAUCCAUGUUGAUCUGUGUGGAAAUUAUUGCGUGCAACAGUAUUUUCUCGUGUACCUCUUUUUCCUAUGUGAAUUGUCCCUCUUUUCUUUUUUAUUUAUAAAUGUCUACUUUUUUUAAAAGACAAACCAAUGUGUUGUAGACCUAUAUGUAACCUAUUCCUUAGUCUCAUAUUAUAGGUAUGUUAUAAGAAUGGAUAUUUUACUUGGCUUUAGAAUGUUUUACAAGAAAACUAAUUCUUAACUGAUCAAGUCCUUGCUACUAAAAUGCUUGUGUUUUUCAUCAUGACGUCGUGUGCUUCUAAAUUAAUCAUUUUCGUUGUAGAAAAAUGGAGUGAAUUUAUAUUAGUCUUGGAAACUAAUAAUAGCAUUGUAAAUUUAUGAGAUGAUUUUAACAGAAAAAAUUAUAGAAGAAUAUAGUUAUUUUAAUUGUAAUAUUACUAACUGUAGGGUGAGAAAGGGGGUCCCAUUGUGGUGAACUAUGUUAUAGCUUGUUACUCACAGUUUCUUUUUGAUCAUUUUUUCGGUCUCUGAGGUGAAAUGACUUAUUAAUUAAAAUUUGUAAACUCACAUAUGCAUAUUGUAUAUGUGUAGAAAUGUAAUCACACUUUGUCUUGGAAUUACAUUAAACUGUUUGGAAUCACUGUA